GAAAAACACAUUUAUGAUAACUAAAUCAUGUUUUCUUCACCUUCAACACCACCAAACCUUAGAAAAGAGUGACUGUUUUUCCUAAGAAAAACACCUAAGAAAAAGAAUGGAUAAAAUCCGGCAUAACUUCAUAAUCGUUCAAGGACUGAAGCUUCAUCUAGCAGAACUUGGAUCCGGUCUUAACGUGGUGCUGUUCUUGCACGGUUUCCCGGAGAUAUGGUACUCGUGGCGCCACCAGAUGGUUGCGGUAGCCGAUGCUGGAUUCCGUGCCGUCGCACCCGAUUACAAAAGGCUACGGACUUUCGGACCCUCCACCGGAACCCGAGAAGGCAACAUUUUCCGAUUUGGUUAGCGACGUUGUUGCGAUCAUCGAUCACCUCGGAGUUAACAACGUACUGUUUUUUUUAUUUAUGGACCAGCCCAUUUUAAUUAGUCCUCAAGGUUUUGAAAAAUCUUUAAAGAAUCCCUUAGUAUUUUCAGUUUCUCAAGUAAGGAAACUUUGUAAUGCAAUACUUUUGUUUGGAUAAAAAUUAGUAAAAAGA
This is a messenger RNA of Rubroshorea leprosula, 542 nucleotides long. NCBI's taxonomy places the organism in Eukaryota, Viridiplantae, Streptophyta, Magnoliopsida, Malvales, Dipterocarpaceae. The record is from the annotation of a GenBank genome assembly.